Osmerus eperlanus (European smelt) is the source of this 1663-nucleotide messenger RNA. RefSeq names its product kynurenine 3-monooxygenase. Gene Ontology annotation, molecular function: FAD binding; kynurenine 3-monooxygenase activity. Gene Ontology annotation, biological process: L-tryptophan catabolic process; quinolinate biosynthetic process. Bases 86 to 1504 code for a protein of 472 amino acids. The record is from RefSeq and is a predicted model, not a curated record. Lineage: Eukaryota; Metazoa; Chordata; Actinopteri; Osmeriformes; Osmeridae. The transcript has 15 exons. Gene Ontology annotation, cellular component: mitochondrial outer membrane.
GUCUCUUUUUACCCAAAUCACUUAACGGUAUACGGAUACUCUACAAUACACUGGCGCUAAAGCGACAUACACAUACAUAAUAAUUAUGGAUUAUUCAAACAUUGACAGAAGAUCAUCCAGCAACAAAAAAGUGGUAGCUGUAGUGGGGGGUGGUUUGGUUGGUGCUUUGAAUGCUUGCUACUUUGCAAAAAGAGGGUUUCAAGUGGAAGUAUUUGAAUCUCGAGAAGACAUUCGCAAAGCCAAAAUAGUGAAGGGGCGGAGUAUUAACCUGGCCCUAUCUCACAGGGGCCGUCAGGCUCUGAAGCAAGUUGGGAUGGAAGACAAGAUUGUUUCCAAGGGAAUCCCCAUGCACGCCAGGAUGAUCCACUCCCGGAAUGGAAAACAGUCCGCUAUACCUUAUGGCAAGAAGGGCCAGUACAUUCUGUCUGUAGACAGAGCCAACCUCAACAAAGAACUUCUAUCAGAGGCUGAGACAUAUCCAAACACAAAGAUGAACUUUGACCACAAAUUACUGGACUGGAACGCUGAAACAGGGGCAAUGACCUUUAUUGGGCCUGAAGGAACCAAAGAGGAGAUCCAAGCGGACCUGAUAGUAGGCUGUGAUGGAGCCUUCUCGGCCAUCCGCAAGCAGUUCCUGCGCAGGAGCCGCUUCAACUACAGCCAGACGUACAUCCCCCACGGGUACCUGGAGCUCACCAUGCCGCCCCGGAACGGAGACUUUACUAUGAAGCCCAACUUUCUGCACAUUUGGCCAAGGAAUACGUUCAUGAUGAUAGCAUUGCCAAACUUGGACAAGACGUUUACCUGCACUCUCUUCAUGCCCUUUGAAGAGUUUGAGAAGCUCACCACAGGUGACCAGGUCAUCGAGUUCUUCGAGAAAUACUUUCCAGAUACCAUUCCUCUAAUAGGAGUUGAAGCCCUGAAGAAGGAUUAUUUCCGCCUGCCAGCCCAGGCCAUGGUCUCUGUGAAGUGCUCCCCAUAUCAUCUUGGGAACAUGUGUGUCCUUAUGGGGGAUGCAGCCCACGCUGUGGUACCAUUCUAUGGGCAAGGCAUGAACGCAGGUUUUGAAGACUGUCUCGUCUUCAAUGAAAUAAUGGACCAGCUAAAGGAAGACUUCAGUGCUGUGCUGCCAGAGUACAGUAGAGUCAGAGUUCCAGACGACCACGCCAUCGCAGACCUGGCCAUGUACAACUAUGUUGAGAUGCGUGCACAUGUUAACUCCAAAUGGUUCCUUUUUCGAAAACAUGUGGAUAACUUCCUCCACAUUAUCAUGCCAAGGACAAUAAUCCCCUUGUACACAAUGGUAACUUUCACCAGGACAAGGUACCAUGAGGCAAUCAAGCGCUGGCAUUGGCAAGACAAAGUGAUUAACCAUGGCUUACUCAUCAGUGCCACAGCUGCUUUGCUUGGGGGCACCUACCUGCUUGUAAAACACCCCCCUAAUAUUUCCCAAAUCCCCGUUGACCACCUGUGGACCAGGCUGCAGGCAUUCAAACCCUUCUGAGUGUUUCUUUGGACCAGACCAACUCACACUCAGAGAGAGGGGUUCAGAUGGAACUAAAAACAGUACAGCCACCAAACAAAUCUGAAGCUACUUAAAGACAAUGAUCAAUUGCAAUGACUGAAUAAGCUGCUAUCCAUGCUUCUUCACAAUGUUAAUUUU